GUGCAAAAAUUAUAAAACGAAUAUUUACACCACAUUUCCGCUGCAAUCAAUAGAAACCUCGACUAUCUAUUCAUAUACUGGAUUUCAUCAUAACAUUGAUUAUGUCACACAAAAUUUCGCAUGGCAUUAGUGAUUUGCACAUAACGUCGGAAACUGUUAAAUAAAUUUAUUCAAAAAUAUUUAUUAUACAACUCAUCAAUGUUUGCAGGUGACUAAAGCGCCUCAAAAGCUGCCGAAAAGCAAAAGUUAAAAGUGUUACGCAUGAUCAAAUGUCUUAGUCACAUAUUAAUAAAUAUUUACACAUGCAAAUUAUUUUGCGACGCUGAAAUUAAAUUUUACACAAUGCAUGCGAAACCUGAAAAGUCACGAAAAUCAGAUAAAAUGACAAAGGUUGUCAUUGGCGGCCACACGCAUAUAAAUUCUUAAACAAAAAUUUUUAGUGCCGAAAAAUGUGUCAGAAAAAAUUGUAAAUCAAAGCGCUAAUAAGCUUUUCAACUUGUAAAUUAAGUGUUUAAAAAUUGUGCAUUCGCAAAAGUAAAUUUGUGUUGAAAACUUUGUAUCGGCACCGGCUCUCAUUCAAGCGAAUUCAAUUGGAGUAUUCAGUUAUUUUCACUGGUUUUUUGAAUCAACAAAUCACAGCAACAAAAUGCUGGCCGUCAAGAAUUUCUUCUUACCCGAGCGGCCCGCAACAGCUAAGCCGCCUGAAACGCCACAGCGUUUCUCACGCAUGCCUGAAGCUUUUCUACGCUCCAUACGACGCCGUUCGCUGCGUGUAAAGCGCGCCAAAAGUUUGGUUGUACCCGAUCGCGAGAAGCGGAAAUCAGACUCCUUUGUCAAUAGUCAAGAAUGGACGAUCUCACGUUCAGUGCCCGAUUUGCGUUUGGGCAUUGUUGGUUCACUGAACUCAGGCAAAUCAGCUUUAGUGCAUCGUUAUUUAACUGGUUCCUAUAUGCAAGAGGAGUCGCCUGAGGGCGGGCGCUUUAAGAAGGAAGUAUUCAUAGAUGGCCAAAGUUAUUUAUUACUGAUACGAGAUGAGGGUGGACCACCAGAAAUGCAGUUUGCCGCUUGGGUUGAUGCCGUGAUUUUCGUCUUUAGUCUUGAGAACGAGAGCAGUUUCAAUACAAUCUACAAUUAUUAUAAUAAAAUGGCGCAUUUUCGCAAUGGUCAAGAUAUACCAAUGAUUUUAGUUGGCACACAAGAUGCCAUUAGUGAGCGAAAUCCCCGUGUGAUCGAUGAUUCGCGCGCGAGAAAGUUGGCAAAUGAUCUGAAACGUUGUUCAUAUUACGAAACGUGUGCGACAUAUGGACUCAAUGUAGAACGCGUUUUCCAAGAUGCUUGUCAAAAGAUCCUCCAGCAGCGCAUUCCCCUACCUCCCACCGUGAAUUCCCGACCCACAACGCCGCAAGGCACACGCCUCGGCAUCGCCUCCUAUCAUCACAAUUCCAACAAUCAUGGCGGCGCCAAUGCGAAUGGCUUCUCGGCCUCCACCUCGUCGGUGCAGGGCGCCGUCUCCACUAGCAAUCUGACGCUGCCGCACCGCCAUCACGCGCUGUCCACAUCGUCACAUCACAUACCGAUGCGCAUGAGCGCCGAUUUUGUGCACAGCGAACAGCAACAGCACAGCUUGCCACCCAAUCAGAAAGCGUGGCAGCAGCAACAACAAAAAGAACAGCAGCAACGUGAUCGUGAACUCUCGAUGCUCACGAAUGAGAAUAAUAACAUCACCAAAUUUACACCGACACAUCACCAGCAGCAACAGCAGCUCCAGCAACAACAGCAGUACUCUCAACAACAAUCAAAUCACCAAGCAGCUGAAAGUUUACCACCCUUGAGUUUGGUGCCGUUACGUGAGAAUAAGGAUAAUGGCAGUGGUGGUGGUGGUAGCGGCGGCGGCGGCGGUGGUAAGGAUCUGCCGACACCCACAUCCACGCCCACUACAAGUCGCAAAAGUCGACGGCGUUCAAAUCUCUUCAUACCCUCCUCCUCCAAGAAGGGCGAGAAAGAUUUGAAGAAUGGCGAAUUGGGUAGCGGACGAUCCAUACCAAUCAAGCAGGGCUACCUCUAUAAGCGCUCCAGCAAAUCGCUUAACAAGGAGUGGAAAAAGAAAUAUGUGACGCUCUGCGAUGAUGGACGCCUUACAUAUCACCCUUCGCUACACGAUUAUAUGGACGACGUGCAUGGCAAGGAAAUACCGUUGCAAUAUGUAACAGUGAAAGUGCCGGGCCAAAAGCCACGCGGUUCGAAAUCGAUCAUCACCAAUAGCGCACUUACAACAUCAAUGCACGCGAAUGGACGCAGCCACGGACAGAAUGGACUAAGCGAGGGCAUUGGCUGUCUGUCGAUUGUGAAGGACAAUAAAGAGAAGAAGAUGACCGAAAAGGUGCUGCUCACCGCUUUCGACACGCUGCGUGAGCCAGUGAAAUCGAACUCUUCGCAACAGACCAGUGGCGAUGAGGGCAUCGCUAUGUCCAACUCCAACUCACAGACAUUCAUUGCUGGCAGUGAUAGCCAGCAACAGCAGCAACAACGCGAACUACUGGCCGUCAAUGCGGCCAACAAAUUGGAAUCUCAAACGCCCAAUGUUAAGAAACGUCAUCGACGCAUGAAAAGCAGCAGCGUCAAGUCGAAUGAAGUGGACGAUUCGGAUAUUUAUGAGUUCUUCAUUGUAUCGCUGGAUUCGAAACAAUGGCACUUUGAGGCGGCAAGUUCCGAGGAUCGUGACGAAUGGGUAGCUGCUAUUGAGCAGGAGAUCUUCAAAAGUCUACAGGGUAUUGAGAGCACGAAAACCAAACCGGCGACCACUAGUGAGCUGGCCUCAAUGGUGGCGAUACGCACACGAGUGCCGGGUAAUGGCUAUUGCGUCGACUGUGAUGCGCCGAAUCCCGAGUGGGCCAGCUUAAAUCUGGGUGUGCUCAUGUGCAUCGAAUGCUCGGGCAUUCAUCGCAACUUGGGCUCACACAUUUCCAAAGUCCGUUCGCUGGGCUUGGAUGAUUGGCCGGCUGGUCAUCUCAGUGUAAUGUUGGCCAUAGGCAAUAGUUUGGCCAAUUCGGUGUGGGAGGCAAACACGCGUCAACGUAGCAAACCAAAGCCGAAUUCAACGCGUGAAGAGAAGGAAGCGUGGAUACGUAGCAAAUAUGAGGCUAAAGAAUUUUUAGCACAGUGCAAUGCGUAUACAAAUACAACGCCGGGACAGCAAUUAAUUGAAGCGGUGAUCAGAUCGGACAUUAAAUCGAUCGUCUUGAUACUCGCCACCGCUAAUAGUGAAGUGACCAAUGCCAAUGUGAGUCCACGUGAUGUGCGAACACCAUUGCUGUUGGCCUGCGCCAUCGGAAAUUUGGCCAUAGCGCAACUGCUCAUUUGGAAUGGUGCCAACAUCAAGCAUGCCGACCAUGAAGGACGCACCUGCCUGGCAUAUGCGCGCGCCGCACAAUCACUGGCCACCGCCAAAUCACUAAAGGCCGCCGCAGCAGCAGCAGCCGCCGCCAACGCUGCUAAUGGCUGCAAUACGAACACGAACUCGAGCACCGCAAGCAAUACGAGUUCCUGCUCCUCAACCGCAUCCACCACAGCGACGACCACAACGACCAGCAAUGCGACGAAUAGCGCUGCAGCUAGUGGUGCAGCGGCAGCAGCAGCAGCAACCACAAACGGUGGCAUACCGGCGCCGCAAUAUAGUGUAGAGGAGACCACAGCACUGGUAGAGCUGUUAACAAGCUUGGGUUGCCCAGAAUCGGCGCCGCUGACGGCGAGUGGCACGCUACCGCGACGACGCGACACACUCGGCACGCCCUAUGAGAAGACCGUAUCGGGUGUCAUAUAAAGGACUAGUACGGUGAUGAUUGGGAGUGGGAAAGCAGCGCAUAUUGUGCGCUCGCGAUUAGUGCUAAGUUUUUAGUCUAAGUUAAAUGCUGUUCAACAGUUGAGGUAUUUGAGUAGGAGUAGGAGUAGGAGUAGGAGGACGAGAAGUGCAAGUGAAAGUGCAGUAAUGGCUGAAAACAGGCCAAAUUAUACAUACACACGUGUAGUUGUUGUAAAAUAGUUAUCUUAUAUCUAUUAUAUAUUUAUGUACGUCUGUCCAAAGUUAGGACUCAGUGAAGUAUGAAUAAUUUUCAGCAUGCACAUAGAAAGUGUCGUCGAUGUGGAGCUAUAAAACGAUAUUUUUUAAAAAUAUGUUUAAUUAUAUUGAACUUUUAAUUAGCAGGAAAUAAUAUUGGUUAGUUUUUAUUUCACAUUUUAAAGCUGUAUGUUUGAAUAAAACCAAAAAAUCUGUAUGUACAUUAACUGAACGAAAUAAAAAUGAGAAAUCCACGUAUUUCUCAAUGGAUAAGCUUUUGAGCUCAGCAAGCUUUCAGUUGUUAAAUUAUUUUACUGCAAUGCUGUUAAUACUAGAUUUAAUAAUUGGUCUAAUGAAGAUGAGGAAAAUGUAUAGUAAGUUUGUAAGCCUGUAUUUUUUUUUCCUUUUUUAUUUGUUUACACACAUAAGUAUAUGUUUUCCGUAUGUGCUAUGCUGUAAAAUGCUGUAGACUUUAGUAUCCCAUACUCGCGCAGAGUGCGUAAUGUUUAGCGAACUUAGAGAAGUAGGCAUAAACUUAGAAGAAUGUUUUAAGCAAUGCAGACCCCUAAGCGGCAAGCAAUUGCUGCACCUCAGUUUAUUUUUAAACACAUAUAUAUAUAUACGUUAGACCUUAAUAAUAUGUAUGUAUGCCCAAGCAUAAGCCGACAGGCGGUUUUAAUUAGCAAAUUACGUGUGUGGAAAAUAUUUGAAAAGCUAAGAAAUGCAAAAAUCGCUUUUAUUUAAGUUUAUUUAUGUUACCAUUAUUUAUUUUUUAAUUUCUACCAAAAUAUAGUUGAAAAUGGCAAUCGUUAACAUGGCGUUGAAGUAUAAAUAUUAAACAAUUUAAAUUUUUUGCGGCGGGUGUUCAAAUAAAUUUUAAAUAAAAAUAUAAAUGAAGUAAUGAAUAAGUAAAAGCAGCACCACGAAAAAGUCAAAAUAAUCAAAAAAUCUCUAAAAACUCGAAAUUUCUCGUCUCUUUAAAGUGUCUCGCAAGUCGAAGUGUCGGCCAUUGGUCAAACUACAGCUACAAAAUUAUUACUAAUAUUACUAAAGUGUCUCGCAAUUUUUGCAAGCUUUAAGCGCUUUAUUUUUAUAAAGGAACUUACUUUCUUUGCUUCAAUGAUGGUUAAAGAAAUAAUGCAAAUAUUUUAAAAAAUCAUCAAAUUCAUUCAAAUAUGAAGUUCUUCAAAACUAAACAAUAUCUUUCAACAAAAGGAAAAAUCCGCUUCAAAAAUUGGAGACAAUUCACAAAUCUUUAUUGUAAAAUAGAAUUUAUUUCGCGCACUGGUAAAGCGUUUUACGGUAGGUAGGAAGGUAGAGGAAAGUGGCAGUCGGUCUUUAAACCAACUGACUUACCAACUCAAACUAUCUGCUACUCCUCGUUAAACCACUUUGUUUUGAGUACAAACUUAUUGAACUGGCUUAUAUCCCUAAGGUCAUC
Molecule: messenger RNA, 5495 nt
Organism: Anastrepha obliqua
Lineage: Eukaryota; Metazoa; Arthropoda; Insecta; Diptera; Tephritidae
Gene: CenG1A
Product: centaurin-gamma-1A
Exons: 9
Coding region: 647-3820 (1057 amino acids)
Cellular component (GO): nucleus
Molecular function (GO): GTP binding; GTPase activator activity; protein binding
Source: RefSeq, a predicted model, not a curated record